UUUCUUUCUACAAUUUUAAAUUAAAUUUAUUAGAAUAAAUGCUUCGAACACACGCGAUCUAAGUACCUUUUGUGUUUAUUAUACCUUACCUACCUAGGUAUAAAAAGAGUACUUACGUAGAUUUUCUUUUAUUAACUGUUUUAUACGAAGAUCUUGAUCUCUCAAAUUAGCAUCCAUUUUACUUCCAGUGAUUAUCAACUAAAUUAAUAAUCCACAAAGUAUUAAAUAACGUUUUUAUGAAAUAUUUAGCACAAAAACAAUACCCUUUAAAUAUCGAUCGUCAGUAACUGUGGCUGACUUACCUAUAUUCUAGCAAGCAGGACUGCCAGAUGUGAAGGGGAAAUCCCCAAUAAAUUGUUGCAUGUGACUGAUGAUGUGAGCAUGUUCGUUUCAUAAUAAAAAUGUUGCCAGGUAACCAAAAAGUCGUAUGUUUUUGUGCGAAUUACGAUCAUAAUCUUUACGAUCGUACAUUAAAAAAUAGACAAAUAAUAGUAUGAGUACGAUUUAAAUCGUAUAUCUGUCAACCCUGCUAGCAAGACAGCGACAAAAUCACGUUGCAUAACAAUGUAGCCCAAGCUUAUAUCUUAUGAAAUAUACGGAAGAGAUACGGACUUAGAAAAAACAGAAAUGUUGUUCUUUGUGGAAGUCAUUGAUGAAAUUCUAUGUAUUUUAGCCCGCAAACUUUCUUCAAACAAAAACAGCGCCAUCUAGUAUCGAGUUCUGUAAUUAUCUCUUUGUUUAUGGAUUUGAAGUAAGACCGCCACGCAUGCAAUACAUUAUGACUGGGGAUUCCCCUAUUCGUCGACGCUGAAUAUGAGGCGACGACAAUCACUGUCAAACGUGUUCACUAUUACUCUGACUCUGGUAACGUGACUUCCUGGUAACGUGUUAGGUAGGAAAAGCAGUAAAAAAGUGCAUAUUAAGGGAGCAGAUUUGAAAUAAUAUUUAUACUUAACAAGAAAUAAUUAAAGGUUCAAUGGGGAGACCUAAAGAUUUACGCAUAUGGGAGCACUACCGUACUUUACCAAACAAGUCUGUUUCUUGCAAGCUUUGUAAUAAGGUCUACAAAUUCAGUAAUGCUGCCAAAAUGCUUCAACAUCUUAUCACUUGUCCAAAAUCUCCAGAAACAUUAAAAGACUCUAUGAAACUUAUAAAAGAUAGCUCGUCCAAAACCAAAAUGUCUGGACUGUCAGAGAUAGAGACAAAUGAUUCUUUUAUAAGCCCCUCGUCGUCUGCUAACACUACAAUAAAUGCUGAGUUUCAAGACACCGAUGAUCAUAUAAAAACAGAAUUAGCGAGAGCUAUAUUUGUAACAGGGACGCCAUUAUCGAUGGUGCAACAUCCUUUAUGGAUACAAUUUUUCGAAAAAUUGCAACCAAAAUUUAAAAUACCUUCACGUAAAGCUUUAGCGACAAAAUACUUAGAUAAAAUAUAUAGAGAAAUGCGUUUUGAGUUAAAUGAGGAACUAAAUGCUUGUAGUUACUUACACCUUCAGUGCGAUGGCUGGUCUAAUUUAAGAAAUGAAGGAAUAAUAAACUUUCUUAUAUCAAAACCUCAACCUGCAUACGUUAAAAGUUUGAAUACAGAAAGUAAUCCUCACACUAGUGAAUACCUUAGCCAAGAAGUUGAAAAAGUAAUGAAAGUGUAUGGAGCAAAUAAGUUUCUUGUACUUAUUGGCGAUAACGCUAGAAAUAUACAAAAGGCAUUCGAAUUAACAAAACUCAAAUAUCCACAUGUUGUUCCUCUCGGUUGCUGUGCACAUAUCCUUAACUUGUUGUGCCAAGAUAUUGUAAAGAUACAAGAAGUAACUGUGUUUAUUAUGCAAGCCAUAAAUAUAAUAAAAACUGUUAAAAGGAGUCAACGAUUAAGUUCCUUGUUGAUAAAAUCAAGGCAGGGUGAAGAUUCUACACAAACACUAAAAUUGCCUUGUGCUACAAGAUGGGGAAGUCAUGUUACUUCGUUAAAAAGUUUGAAAGCAAAUAAGAUAGCUUUGCAAAUAUUAACAGUUAGAGAAGAUGUGGUAAUUUCAAGAGAUAUUAAAGAUUUAAUUCUAAGUGAUGAUUUCUGGACGAAGACAGGGGAAUGUAUAAGUAUUUUGGAACCAGUCACUGAAAGCAUAUUUUACUUAGAGAGCGACCAGAAUCGUUUGCAUCGCACAUACAUUACAUUUAGAGAUGUACAAGCUAAGAUACGUUUUGCAUUAAAUGAGAUUUCGACAUUGAGCGAAGAAAGCAAACAGCAGAUUCUAACAUCAGUAUCUUCAAGAUGCAAUAUGGCAAUGAGGCCAAUACAUUUUGCAGCAUAUAUUCUAGACCCCAGGACUCUAGGAGUCGAACUUACUCAAGAGGAAGAACUUAAGGGUAUGGAGUUUAUCUACAAUUUAAGCCAACACUUAAGUUUGUCAAAUGUAAUGGCAGAUUUGGCGUGUUAUAAAGCUAAAGAAAACUUUUGGGCCAGAGGAUUUGUAUGGAGCUCAUUAGAUAGCAUUGAGCCCCUAAUAUGGUGGAAAGGUAUUUGUGGUUCCACUGAGUUAAGCAAAGUAGCGAUUCGUAUUCUAUCAGCUCCCUGUACUUCGGCAGCCACUGAGCGUUCCUUUAGUAUCCAAGGCUACAUACAUAAUAACAAAAGAAAUCGACUUACAACUGAAAGAACUGAAAAAAUUUCAUUCAUUUGUUAUAACUGGAAUCUUAAACAUAAAGCUGAAUGCGAGGACAUUCAGUUUAAUGAAGAAAAUACCUUAGAAGCUUUCAUUGAGCAAGUAAAUGAACAUAACAGUUUAGACGAAAUAGAGCCUAUCGAACCUAUACAAUUCAUCGCUUGUAAUAACUCUGAAUCUGACAGUGAUUGACUGUAGUUUUACAUUUUACUUUCAUCUCUUUCUUAAUAAACUCAAAAUCAAAUUAAAAGUUUUUUAUUCUGUAGGCUGCAUAAUAAUAUUGUCUAUGUCCAGUAUAGUGGACGUCUUGCGGCUGAGAUGACGAUGAUGAAGUACAAAAUCAUAAACACCCAAAAAUUUGGGUGUUUAUGGGGUUUAAACCCAAUAAACCCAAAACACCCGGUUUUUACCCACCAGACUUUAAACCCACCCAGGUGGAUUGCCC
Messenger RNA from Galleria mellonella (greater wax moth), 3101 nucleotides. RefSeq lists its product as uncharacterized. Bases 977 to 2848 code for a protein of 623 amino acids. Lineage: Eukaryota; Metazoa; Arthropoda; Insecta; Lepidoptera; Pyralidae. The transcript is spliced from 2 exons. The record is from RefSeq and is a predicted model, not a curated record. Gene Ontology annotation, molecular function: protein dimerization activity; DNA binding.